This is a messenger RNA of Sphaerodactylus townsendi, 876 nucleotides long. It is a transcript of the gene OPA3, whose product is annotated as outer mitochondrial membrane lipid metabolism regulator OPA3. Gene Ontology annotation, cellular component: mitochondrion. Gene Ontology annotation, biological process: regulation of lipid metabolic process. The transcript is spliced from 2 exons. Lineage: Eukaryota; Metazoa; Chordata; Lepidosauria; Squamata; Sphaerodactylidae. The record is from RefSeq and is a predicted model, not a curated record. Bases 58 to 528 code for a protein of 156 amino acids.
GUUUUCGCGUUGACGUCAGAGGCCUCCGCGCGGGGGCCGCUGGGAGGGAGCGCGAGGAUGGUGGCCGGCGCCUUCCCGCUGGCCAAGCUGAUGUACUUGGGCGUCCGGCAGCUCUCCAAGCCCCUGGCCGCGCGCAUCAAGGCAGGGGCGCGCGCCAGCCCCUUCUUCCGCCAGUACAUCUGCGGGCCUCCCGCGCAGAUUUAUCACUGGAUCGAGAUGCGCACCAAAAUGCGGAUCAUGGGCUUCCGGGGUGCUGCCAUCAAGCCCUUGAACGAGGAGGUGGCGGCCGAGCUGGGUGCGGAACUGCUGGGUGAAGCUAUAGUCUUUGGUGUGGGCGGGCUGUGCAUCUUCUUGGAGUACUCCCGCCAGACAACCAACUCCAAGAAGAAAGAAGAGGAGCUGAACAGCACUCUCCUGGGUCUGCAAGAGCAAAUAUCAGAGCUCGCCUUGACUGUGGAAACGCUGGAUGCGCAACUCCGCGAGGUCAACCGGGCACUUGUGGCUGCCCCGGCCUCUCCCAGGAAAUGACUGGCCUCCGGGGAAGAUGCUGCUUUCUGGAACUGGGGCCUCAGGCGAGAGGGAUGAAAGAAUCUUUCCCCCUCCCCACCACGUGGAUCGGCGGAGCAGGGGGCAUUAUAUGCAUCAGGUUUUGACUGCUGGUGGAUUGCCUGACCUCUUCCUACCAUGUAAAUAAUGAAUCAUUAAAAAUGAGUGAGAGGUUGUUCACACAGGUGAUCCUGUAGGUGCUACUGCUAUUGUCCGAAAACAUCUUGUAAGUCCAGGGGUUUAAAGAUGAGGGGCUGUAUUGUUCCAGCAUUGGAUGUGGCAGCUGGUGGUGCUCAGAGUUAGAUUGUGAAUUAAAUGAGGCUCAAGGAG